Molecule: messenger RNA, 3826 nt
Organism: Stegastes partitus (bicolor damselfish)
Lineage: Eukaryota; Metazoa; Chordata; Actinopteri; Pomacentridae
Gene: gpr68
Product: G protein-coupled receptor 68
Exons: 7
Coding region: 289-1533 (414 amino acids)
Biological process (GO): cellular response to pH; G protein-coupled receptor signaling pathway
Cellular component (GO): membrane
Molecular function (GO): G protein-coupled receptor activity
Source: RefSeq, a predicted model, not a curated record
CAACUACCCUGAAACAUGUGGUCUGAACAGUUGUUACUGUGGCUAGUACUGGAGCUUUGGUAGAGUGGAGCUGCAGGGUGAAGGAGUAUUAGCCAUGUUUUCUAAAGAGGCCAAAUGACACUGGACUAUCCAAUCACAGAAGAUGAACGCUCAACCAGAAGAGACUAGUUUAAUCCAUCGCUGAAUGCUUCAACCAACAUGAAGAUUUGUGUGUGUAUGUUGUUAUAUUAUAGUUGUGCUCAUGUAGACAAGUCAAGGGUAAAGUAGAGCGAGUGUGAGCAGACUGUGAUGGUGUUCACCAUGGUUGAAGAGGACGUGAUCAACUGCACCAUCAGCCAUGAAAUCCACCAGUACCUCUUCUCCUGUGUGUACAUCCUUGUAUUAUUGGUUGGUGUUCCCUCCAACCUGUACUCCCUGUAUCACGCUGCUCUACAGCUGAAGCAGAAGAAUGAGCUGGGUGUUUAUUUAAUGAACCUCACUGUGUCUGAUCUGUUAUACCUGGCCUCAUUACCACUGUGGCUCCAGUACAUCUUUCAGGAUGAUGAUUGGCGUCACAGAGAAUGGUUGUGUCAGUUGUGUGGUUUCCUGCUCUAUGAGAACAUCUACAUCAGCAUUGGCUUUCUGUGCUGCAUCAGUCUGGAUCGCUAUCUGGCUGUGGUUCAUCCUUUAAGGUUCACCUCUCUCCGCUCCAUGAGUGCAGCAUGGUUUGUUAGUAGCAUCAUCUGGCUGAAGGAGAUAGCAGUAGGUGUGGUUUUCUUCCGCCACAAAGAACUGAGCAAAGACCGCAAGAACCAGUCAGUGUGCUUCGAACACUACCCCAUGCAGCCGUGGGAGUAUCCAAUCAACUACUACCGCUUCACGAUCGGCUUCAUGUUCCCAUUGGCCAUUCUGUUGAUCAGCUACCUGUGUGUCCUUCGUGCAGUAGGUCGGAGUGCAGGAACACAGCCGGAUCAGAAGACGAGGAUCAGGCAGUUGGUGAGCAGCACCAUCCUCAUCUUCCUCGUCUGCUUCUCCCCCUACCACAUCUUCCUGUUAGUGCGCACCCUGCUGGAGCGGGACUGCAGCUUUAUUGGAGCAAUAUUUAACUACUACCACCUGUCAUUGUUGCUGACUACCCUGAACUGCGUGGCCGACCCUGCUCUUUACUGCUUCGUCAGCGAAAGCGCCCGCCGCGGCCUGUACAGAGUCCUGUUCCGACCUGUUGCUAAGAUACUCUGUUGCUGCUGUCGCCGCGGCAAUGCCAGCCCUGCCAACCCGGCCAGUGAUUCCCACGAGGUCGCCACCGACGAGAACAAUGGUCACCCGACCGUGACGCUGCUCACGCACACCAGUACGCUCAACAAUGCAAAAACAGAUGCUACCUGUAAAAACACAGUUUUAAUCAGACAGACUGAUGAAAAAACUAUUGUACCAAUAGAUGUACAAAAUAACAAACACUCUGACAAAUAUGUGGAAGGAAAGCCCAGCUGUGUGAUAGCUAUGGAGGGGCAGAGCCAAAAGACAGAGAGGACUGAGAAAACUGACAUCAGCUAAGAUCACCAGGAGAAAUCAGCUGGUGGGCCCCUCAGGGCCUCAGACCAAGAGAACAAAGACUGAUUACCAGAAAACUCUGAUGGAUGCUAAGAGUGAGUGAAAAGUACCCAAAAGACAACUAACCUGUGUGUAGAGCUCAGUGUGGCAGUAAUAAGAGCCUGCUGCCCACCCACUUGUGUUUACAUCAUUGUUAUUGUUAUAACACAACUCUUGAUACGUCAACUGACACUUUAGAAGAGGUCAGGCUGGAUCUGAUGUGUAUUUUGUCACAGUAAAUGCCCUGUUUACAUUUCUGUGGUUUGUACAUGUGGCAGCCAAUUGAAGGCAUAAAGGUCAUUAUGGGUCAGAGGUCAGAGUUUUAAAAAAUCAGCUACUUGCCAGUAUUAUUUUACACAAGUAUUAUGUUAUCAUCUCUAAGUAAGAAUGUAUAAAAGGUAAAGAGAACUAAUAGCUACAGUAAUGGUUAAUAAAUGCUUUAUAGAUCAGUUAUACACCAUUAAUAAUGUUCAGGUUUGAGCAGUAGAGUACAGACCAUGUAAGGUGGGUGCCUCUCCAAAGAGCCUUUGCUGCAGUAUUACAACAGUGUUACUUUAAUUAAAUUACAUCAUAUUCACCAGUAUUAACAACGGUGUUCCAACAUAGCCUGGUACUAUAAUUCAAUUUUAAUUUAUUUAUAUAACACCAGUCAUGACAUCUCAGUCAUCUCAGGGCUCUUCACGUGGUAAGUUCAGCACCUUAGACUAUUGUACAAAUGUAACCAACGUACUUCAUUUCACUUUUAUUUAAAGUAAGAGUUCAUUCAAAGCAGCUGAUAGGCUCACACUCCUGUGUCCUGAGCAGUGAACACAGCACAGUUAUGCACAAUAUAGCUGCUGCCACAGGAUCGUCAUCAAGUGGUAAACAAGACCUCAACAAUAAACAGUUAGCGACUGGUGUUCAGAUUUAGCCUUUAUGUGUGUAAAGCUCUGUGAUCAUGUGACUCCAGCCUCCAGGUUGUCUCAGGACAGAUUGUGAAAUCCCAUAUAAUGAAAGUUUUUUUUUUCAAUUUGGUAAUACUGAACCUAUAAACCAUUACAAUAAAUUUAUUUACACUCUUAGUUGUUCUUAUUCAUGGUUUAUGAGUGUUCACUAAAGUAAGUUAUUUAUUAACCAUUAAUAAUAUCAUUAGUUACAACUAUUUUUCAUAAAGAGUGACUCAUUAUGAAGUGGUACAAGUGUUCCUAUUGCAUUGUUAAAAGAUGCAGUUUAUUUAUAAUGAUGUAACUGCAGGCAGAAAGCCUGCAGCUUUUAAUAUUGACAACAAAGCUACAUAUUUCCAGGCUUAAUAAUUCUGCAAUUGUUUGAUUAACAACUGCAACAAAAACAAUACAGUAGCCUCCAUCUGUGAGAUAAAGAAACAAAAUAAAGAACAAAUUGAUGAAACCUUGAUGUGGGACUCAUGACAAACCACGCCUGCACUUUGACCACAUCCUGAGCACAACGGUGGAUUGUUUUGAUCAGUGCGUUAACACAGUGUACUAUAUUAGGUUGAAUACUUCUGGUGCAGCUGUACUGAUGUAGUAAAAUGAAUGGAAUUGCUGAUGUUACAUGACUUUUUGAAAAACACUUGUUCCUAAUGGGCUGAUGGGUCGACAAGGCCUCUACAGUUUGUUUUUGGUUGAUCUUCAUUUAAAGAAAGAUACAAACUUAAAAGCAGAUGACUUUGGUUUGAUUUGAUGUUGAUGUCAGUGAAUGCAGACACAUGUUCAGUAUGAGUCAGGCUUUAAAAAGGCAGUCUGUGACAUUGCCUCGUCUGCCUGCUCUGUCCACGUCUGCUUCUGUCGGACAAAAGUCAAAGGAAACCCUCUCCAGUGUCUGCGUGUUGUUUUAUGCAUGAAUGGGCAUGACACUAAAUUGUUAUUAUUGCCAAAAUUUGAUAUACUUAAGAAUCUGUGUAGACUAAUGGCAUAGACAAAACCUUUGCAUGGAAGAGUAUGAAGGCCAAAACUUAAUUUGUUAGGAAACCACAACACUAUGGUGAGUGUCUGUGGAAACAGGCUGUUAUUUUAAUUGUGUUAAAAUGUGAAAUUGUUGUCAUAAUCUAAGAUAUCAUGGAAAUAUAACAUGGUCAGAACUUCUAAAAUGUUCAUCAGGUAUAACUUAUUGUUGGAAGAUUGAAUUGACACAGAGAUAUGCUAUGGUAUUGUUAUGGAACUAUAACAUUAUGGUCAAGUGUCCAAUGAAAUAAUGAUUUAACUUUACUGUGAUGAAUGUGAUGUAUGUUUUAUAAAGCUUUGAAACAGUGUGGUAAAAA